Xenopus laevis (African clawed frog) is the source of this 3535-nucleotide messenger RNA. It is a transcript of the gene dnajc12.L, whose product is annotated as DnaJ heat shock protein family (Hsp40) member C12 L homeolog. The record is from RefSeq and is a predicted model, not a curated record. Gene Ontology annotation, cellular component: cytoplasm. Lineage: Eukaryota; Metazoa; Chordata; Amphibia; Anura; Pipidae. Bases 120 to 689 code for a protein of 189 amino acids. The transcript is spliced from 5 exons.
AGUGAGCCGUUGCCCAUUUAAACAGGCAGUUUGGAAGCCUCCCAGUGUGUAGCAGCUGCAGGGUUUUUCUGUUUCUGGGUAGCAGUUAUUUGUCAGUGUGAGACUGUCUGCACGACUGGAUGGAUUCUAUUCUAAACUGCAGCUGCAGCAGCAUGGAGCCAGAUUAUUAUUCCCUGCUCGGCUGUGAUGAGCUCUCCACGGUUGAACAGAUUCUUGCAGAAUAUAAAGUAAGAGCACUUCAAUGUCACCCGGAUAAACAUCCUGGAGAUAAAAAAGCAGUGGAAGAUUUCCAGAGACUUCAGCAAGCCAAAGAAACUCUAGCAAACGAGGAAAGUCGCGCUCAGUAUGAUCACUGGCGAAGGAGCAAAAUUCUGAUUCCUUUCUCACAGUGGGAAGCGCUGCAAGAUUCUGUUAAAACUUCAAUGCACUGGGCAGUGCAGAAUAAAAAAGAGCCAAUGUUGGAAGCUCCCACUUGUGAUCCUUCCAAGAUGCCGGAUGAGGUUUCUUCCAUGUGUGAUGACAAGAAAAAUGAAAGUGAUUUGCUGGACAAAACCCAAGAGGACAAUGAAGUGUUGUCACCUAAGAGCCCUCAAGGAAGUCUGGACACACCCUACAACCUUCUUCACUUCCGGUGGUCAGCAGAAGCCCCUUCCGACCUUCUUCGCAAAUUCAGGAAUUAUGAAAUCUAAAUAUCUCUCCCCAAAGAUAUUUAAUACUGUCCUAUUGAUCUCUCCAUAUUGUUGUGAAUAAUAUUAAUCUUUUAUUAUCUGCAUUAUACGUUAUGAUAAACUAUGGCAGCAGAGUGAUGUACUGUGUUAGCCACUGAUGAAAACAGGAUAAUGUAGAGAAGUUGAUACCUUUUAUUAGCUAAAUUGGUAGAGGUACAGGCUUUGUAUGGCAUUGUAAUGCAGAGGAAGUAAGUCCCAGAAAUAAUCUACUAAAUUAGCCACUUUCACUGCGUUAUUCUGUUUUGAUAAACUUUGGUGGCUGGAAUGGAUUUUGAGGAAACAACCUAUGUAAGGGUUAGUCCACACGAGGAGAUUUGGGGAGAUUUAGUCGCCUGGCGACUAAUCGCCUCUUCUUCUGGGCAACAAUCUCCCAGAACUGCCUCGAGGUGUCUACCGAUCCGUUAUAAUGAAAAGUCGCCUGCACUAAAGCACACUAGGCGUCCGAAGUCGCCCAACGUUUCCUCGUGAGGCAGAUUGUUGCCCAGAAGAAGAGGCGAUUAGUCGACAGGUGACUAAAUCUCCCCGAAUCUCCUCAUGUGGACUAACCCUAAAGUUUUGGAAGGCUGUAGGCCACAUGCAUGUCUGCAAUUGUGGAAGUACAUGUGCCCUUACAGUAUAUACUUAUAUCUCCUGAAAGUCUAACAUGCUAACUUUUAAUAUAUACAGUAUAAGCAUAAAGUAUUUAAGCAAACUAACCAAUAAAAAGAAUGCUAGAGUUGACUUGGGGUUAUGACAAUAGGUUUAUUGGAUCAGCAGCAAGAUCUUAUUCCUAGUAAUGGUGUGUUACCCCACUAGACUGACGCCCUCCACACUACUGGUGCUCUUGCCCAUCCUCAGCUUAGCACUGAGCAUAAGGACUCGACUGUAGUUGAUGCUUCUCUGAUCAGGUGCUUAACCUGGGGCUUACAGAUGUGGAGCAUUGUUUUUAAUUUUUAUCAACUAGCUGAAUGGAAUACCAACUAUAAUUGCUUUCCAGCUGCCUACAUAUUUAAAGUUUGGUGCCAUGUGCCUGGCUUGUGCAUAUUAGUUUCUGCAGGAUGUAUUAGCAUAUAUCAUCAGGAAGCAUGAGCUCUGCAAAAUGUGUAGACGUGAAUUUGUAACUGAAACAUAAGAAUUUCACGUGAGCUGGAACGUAUUUCUGCCUUGUGUCCUCAUUUCAACCAGUUAUUAAUGUAAAAUAAUCUGAGCAACCUCCUGUUUGACCACCCACGGUUAAGGCCAAAAGGGUUUCCUUUUAACAGGGCCUUAUUGUAAAUGAAAUGCAAUUUAUGUUGAAUAUUCAACAGAGCCCCUUCUCUAAGCCCACGGGUAAAGGACCUGUGCAGAGUGGCAUCAACUACAGCCAAUUCACUGUGCUCAUUGCUAAACUGAGAUUGGGCAUGACUACAACUUGUGGCCAAUAUAUUUAGGAACUGAAAUGUGGCCAUGUAAACAAACCAUUUGCCCAGGAGUUGGCAUGAAAUGAAUCCCAUAACUAUAAGUACAGUAUUCCAGUUCAGUAUCCAUUCAGUGUAAAGACCAUAAUCCUAAACCAGAAGGGUGGAUUUGUUUUCCCUAAACACAUGCCCUAUAUAUGUUGGAAAAGGGCAGUAAGAAAAACUCUUCAAGUCAGUUAUAAAAAAUAUAGAUUUCUUACAACUUAAGGUUGUAAGUUAGAUAUAUAUAUAUUUUUAGGGUCAGUAUGUCCUUAUUAUUUAUAUAUGCAACAUGUACUAAAACAUUAAUAAUAUAUAUUCUAUUUACAAGUAAGCGUUAUUGUUAUUUAUGUUUGAACUUUCUGCCAUAGAUUAUUCUCUACAGUAAGCUUUUUACAUCAACCAUUUUUUUCAUACGAGUUGGAACUGCUGUCCCAGUUGUGCAAUUGAUUAUAUGGAUUAUUUGGAAACUAGAAUCAGGUGGGUGAUGAUGAAAAUACCUACUCAUUGAGUAAUGAGUCAUUAAUAACAUUUGAACUAAUCACCAGACCUCCCUAGACUGCCAGCCCUGUGCCCUUUCUGACUUAAUUUAUUUGUAUUAUAACAUAACAGGAGGCCAAAGUUAAAAACUUGCAGCCAGCCAUCUUACAUUAAACAAAAAGAGGCUUUUUGAUUAAAUGUCCUGAGAAUAUAUAAAGAAUAUAUCAAGCAUAGCUAACACUGAUGUUGUUGGACUGCAACUCAUACUAUACAGUAGUCAACCAUUAUAUAAUCAAGGGUUCAAGUAUGUUGGGAGCUGUAUUCCAGCAACAUUGAGGAUGGAGUCUUAAAAUUACAGUCUGGUAGUGAUGACCCUCUUGCAUCUGUAAGAAGCUUUCGGGCACUUCUAUUGGAGUGAACUAGGGGACAGGGAACUGUGGGAGAAACUUAUUAAAGGUUUACAUUCCCUUCAAAUAGUUGUUGCCCAUUUUCAUAUUCUGUUUAUCUCUGUACAGUCAUGUUGUAUGUGCUUAGCAGCUGUAUAAUGUGGAUAUCCUGCAUUGCAAAGAGCAUGGAAAUCAGUGCCUUGAUGACAUGAUUGAUCCCCGUGUGUAUGACAUGGAGCCAUUCACAGUUUUAUUAGUGUUCCUUUACGAAGGAAUGACUUAUGAGAGAAUGGAACCAACAUGAUUCUGUUUCUCUGGGAAAAUCCUGCAAAAUAUAAAAUGAGAUUCUGCAGAAAUAUUAUUCAUGCAAAUAAAAUGAUACCAGUAUGCAGGAACAGAUAGAACCAGCCUCUUACUGCCCUACUGUCUCUUUGUAUUACCCUUUACUAUGUGUACCUCCUACUGCUCUGUAUUGUAUUGCUUAUUUGUAUGUAUCAUAUUGUGUAAUAAAGUUACUGAGACUAAA